GCGGCGGGGCCGGCGGGGCGCGCAGAGGAGCUGGCCGCGGCGCGAAGGCGGCCGGAGUCCGGCCCCGCCAUGGGCUUCCUGCAUCAGCUGCAGCUGCUGCUCUGGAAGAACGUGACGCUGAAGCGCCGGAGCCCGUGGGUCUUGGCCUUUGAGAUCUUCAUUCCUCUGGUCCUCUUCUUCAUUCUGCUGGGGCUUCGGCAGAAGAAACCGACCAUCUCUGUGAAGGAAGUCUCUUUCUACACAGCCGCGCCUCUCACCUCUGCUGGCAUCCUACCUGUCAUGCAGUCUCUGUGCCCGGAUGGCCAGCGAGACGAGUUUGGCUUCCUGCAGUACGCCAACUCCACGGUCACUCAGCUGCUGGAGCGCCUCAACCGUGUGGUGGAGGAGAGCAACCUGUUCGACCCUGCGCGGCCCAGCUUGGGCUCGGAGCUCGAGGCCCUGCGCCAGCACCUGGAGGCCCUCCGCUCCGGCCCGGACACCUGGGAGAGCCACUUGGACAGACCUACAGUGUCCUCCUUCUCUCUGGGCUCGGUGGCCAGGGACCCACGGGAGCUCUGGCGUUUCCUGGUGCAGAAUCUGUCGCUACCUAAUAGCACAGCUCAGGCCCUCCUGGCUGCCCAGGUGGACCUGCCUGAGGUCUAUCACCUGCUUUUUGGCCCUUCGCCUGCCCUAGAUGUGGGGUCAGGACUCCCCAGGGGUCGGGACCAGCCCUGGAGCCGCCUGGGUAGCAAUCCCCUAUUCCGGAUGGAGGAGCUGCUGUUGGCCCCUGCCCUGCUGGAACAACUCACCUGUACACGGGGCUCUGGGGAGCUAGGCCGGAUCCUCACUGUGUCCCAGGGUCAGCAGACAGCACUGCAGGGCUACCGGGAUGCUGUCUGCAGUGGGCAGCCUGCAGCCCGUGCCCAGCGAUUUUCUGGGCUGGCUGCUGAGCUCCACAACCAGUUGGAUGUGGCCAAGAUUGCCCAGCAGCUGGGCCUGGAUGCCCCCAACGCCUCGGUUCCCCAGCAGCAGCCGCCACCCCCACAGCGACUGCAGGCGCUGCUGGAGGACCUGCUGGACGCCCAAAAAGUUCUGCAGGAUGUGGAUGUCCUCUCAGCCCUGGCCCUGCUGCUGCCCCAGGGCGCCUGCGCCCGCCGUGCACCAGGCCCCCCAGCCAGCGGCCCUGGAAGGACAGCCAAUGGCACCGGAGCUGCGGGGGGCACGAGCUCCAACUCCACCGUGGAGGAGGGCGCCCCGUCCGCUGCGGCUCCGGCCUCCUCGGACGCGCUGCAGGGUCAGUGCUCCGCCUUCGUGCAGCUCUGGGCUGGCCUGCAGCCCAUCCUGUGUGGCAACAACCGCACCAUCGAGCCGGAGGCGCUGCGGCAGGGCAACAUGAGCUCCCUGGGCUUCACGAGCAAGGAGCAGCGGAACUUGGGCCUUCUCGUGCACCUUAUGACCAGCAAUCCCAAGAUCCUGUACGCGCCGGCGGGAUCUGAGGCAGACCGCGUCAUCCUCAAGGCCAACGAGACCUUUGCCUUUGUAGGCAAUGUGACCCACUAUGCCCAAGUGUGGCUCAACAUCUCUGCCGAGAUCCGCAGCUUCCUGGAGCAGGGCAGGCUGCAGCAGCACCUGCACUGGCUGCAGCAGUAUGUGGCAGAGCUGCGGCUGCACCCCGAAGCGCUGAACCUGUCCCUGGAGGAGCUACCGCCUGCCCUGCGUCAGGACAACUUCUCACUGCCCAACGGCUCGGCCCUCCUGCAGCAGCUGGACACCAUUGACAACGCGGCCUGCGGCUGGAUCCAGUUCAUGUCCAAGGUGAGUGUGGACAUCUUCAAGGGUUUUCCCGAUGAAGAGAGCAUCGUCAACUAUACCCUCAACCAGGCCUACCAGGACAAUGUCACCGUGUUCGCCAGCGUGAUCUUCCAGACCCGCAAGGACGGUUCCCUGCCGCCCCACGUGCACUACAAGAUCCGCCAAAACUCCAGCUUCACAGAGAAAACCAAUGAGAUCCGCCGGGCUUACUGGCGGCCGGGGCCCAACACGGGCGGCCGCUUCUACUUCCUGUAUGGCUUCGUCUGGAUCCAGGACAUGAUGGAGCGUGCCAUCAUCAACACCUUUGUGGGGCACGACGUGGUGGAGCCUGGCAACUACGUACAGAUGUUUCCCUAUCCCUGCUACACCCGAGAUGAUGGGUCAUGGGCAGCCCUUUCACAGCACCUGGAGCAAAGUCUGGACGCGCUGCACUUGAGCAGCUUCGGGCUGACGGACACCACGCUGGAGGAGGUAUUCCUCAAGGUGUCGGAGGAGGACCAGUCUCUGGAGAACAGCGAGGCCGACGUGAAAGAGUCCAAGAAGGAUGCCUCGCCGGGGGCGGCGCGCGCUGGCGGCCUGGCCCGGUGCACGGAGCUGGCGCAGUCCCAGGCGUCCCUGCAAUCCGCAUCCUCCGUGGGCUCUGCCCGUGGUGAUGAGGGAGCCCCCUACGUGGAUGGCUGUGGCGACUACCGCCCCCUCUUUGACGACCUACAGGACCCUGACAACGUCAGCCUGCAAGAAGCUGAGGCGGAGGCCCUGACGAGGGUUGGCCAGGGCAGCCGCAAGCUGGAAGGCUGGUGGCUGAAGGUGCGCCAGUUCCACGGGCUCCUGGUGAAGCGCUUCCACUGCGCCCGCCGCAACUCGAAGGCGCUCUCCUCCCAGAUCCUGCUCCCCGCCUUCUUUGUCUGCGUGGCCAUGACCGUGGCCCUCUCCGUCCCUGAGAUUGGUGACCUGCCCCCACUGGUCCUGUCACCCUCCCAGUACCACAACUACACCCAGCCCCGCGGCAACUUCAUCCCCUACGCCAAUGAGGAGCGCCAGGAGUACCGAUUGCGACCUUCGCCGGACGCCAGCCCCCAGCAGCUGGUGAGCACGUUCCGGCUGCCGUCGGGUGUGGGUGCCACCUGUGUGCUGAAGUCUCCGGCCAACGGCUCCCUGGGGCCCGUGCUGAACCUGAGCAGCGGCGAGUCCCGCCUGCUGGCCGCGACAUUCUUCGACAGCAUGUGCCUGGAGUCCUUCACGCAGGGGCUGCCGCUGUCCAACUUCGUGCCGCCCCCACCCUCCCCCGCUCCGUCUGACUCCCCUGUGUCCCCAGAGGAGGACCCGCUGCAGGCCUGGAAUGCUUCUCUGCCCCCUACCUCUGGGCCAGACAACUGGACGUCGGCACCGUCCUUGCCACGCCUGGUGCGGGAGCCCAUCCGUUGCACCUGCUCUGCACAAGGCACUGGCUUCUCCUGCCCAGGGGGUGUGGGUGGGCAUCCACCCCAGAUGCGGGUGGUCACAGGAGACAUCCUGACGGACAUCACUGGCCACAAUGUCUCCGAGUACCUGCUCUUCACCUCUGACCGCUUCCGGCUGCACCGGUAUGGGGCCAUCACCUUUGGCAAUGUCCAGAAGUCCAUCCCAGCAUCAUUUGGUGCCCGGGCCCCAGUCAUGGUGCGGAAGAUCGCGGUGCGCAGGGCAGCCCAGGUUUUCUACAACAACAAGGGUUACCACAGCAUGCCCACUUACCUCAAUAGCCUGAACAAUGCUAUCCUGCGCGCCAACCUGCCCAAGGGCAAGGGCAACCCAGCGGCCUAUGGCAUCACUGUCACCAACCACCCCAUGAACAAGACGAGCGCCAGCCUCUCCCUGGACUACCUGCUGCAGGGCACGGACGUGGUCAUUGCCAUCUUCAUCAUUGUGGCCAUGUCCUUCGUGCCAGCCAGCUUUGUGGUCUUCCUGGUGGCCGAGAAGUCUACCAAGGCCAAGCACCUGCAGUUUGUCAGUGGCUGUAACCCUGUCAUCUACUGGCUCGCCAACUACGUGUGGGACAUGCUUAACUACCUGGUCCCAGCCACCUGCUGCGUCAUCAUCCUGUUUGUGUUCGACUUGCCGGCCUACACGUCACCCACCAACUUCCCGGCCGUGCUCUCUCUCUUCCUGCUCUAUGGGUGGUCCAUCACCCCCAUCAUGUACCCGGCCUCCUUCUGGUUCGAGGUACCCAGCUCAGCCUACGUGUUUCUCAUUGUCAUCAACCUCUUCAUCGGCAUCACGGCCACGGUGGCCACCUUCCUGCUGCAGCUCUUCGAGCAUGACAAGGACUUGAAGGUGGUCAAUAGUUACCUUAAAAGCUGCUUCCUCAUCUUCCCUAACUACAACCUGGGCCACGGGCUCAUGGAGAUGGCCUACAACGAGUACAUCAACGAGUACUACGCCAAGAUCGGCCAGUUUGACAAGAUGAAGUCCCCGUUCGAGUGGGACAUUGUCACCAGGGGGCUGGUGGCCAUGACGGUCGAAGGCUUCGUCGGCUUCUUCCUCACCAUCAUGUGCCAGUACAAGUCCCUGAGGCAGCCACAGCGAAUGCCAGUGUCUACCAAGCCCGUGGAGGACGAUGUGGACGUGGCCAGCGAGCGGCAACGGGUGCUGCGGGGGGACGCUGACAAUGAUAUGGUCAAGAUCGAGAACCUGACCAAGGUGUACAAGUCUCGGAAGAUUGGCCGCAUCCUGGCGGUGGACCGCUUGUGCCUGGGCGUGCGUCCUGGCGAGUGCUUCGGCCUCCUGGGCGUGAACGGCGCGGGCAAGACCAGCACCUUCAAGAUGCUGACGGGUGACGAGAGCACAACGGGGGGCGAGGCCUUUGUCAACGGGCACAGCGUGCUCAAGGAGCUGCUCCAGGUGCAGCAGAGUCUGGGGUACUGCCCGCAGUUCGACGCCCUGUUCGACGAGCUCACAGCCCGGGAGCACUUGCAGCUGUACACGCGGCUCCGCGGCAUCCCCUGGAAGGACGAGGCGCGGGUGGUGAAGUGGGCCCUGGAGAAGCUGGAGCUGAGCAAGUACGCGGACAAGCCCGCAGGCACCUACAGCGGGGGCAACAAGCGGAAGCUGUCUACAGCCAUUGCCCUCAUCGGGUACCCCGCCUUCAUCUUCCUGGAUGAGCCCACCACAGGCAUGGACCCCAAGGCCCGUCGCUUCCUUUGGAACCUCAUUCUGGACCUCAUCAAGACAGGGCGCUCGGUGGUGCUGACGUCCCACAGCAUGGAGGAGUGUGAGGCGCUGUGCACGCGUCUCGCCAUCAUGGUGAACGGGCGCUUGCGCUGUCUGGGCAGCAUCCAGCACCUGAAGAACCGGUUUGGGGAUGGCUACAUGAUCACGGUGAGGACCAAGAGCAGCCAGAACGUGAAGGAUGUGGUGCGGUUCUUCAACCGGAACUUUCCAGAGGCUGUGCUCAAGGAGCGUCACCACACGAAGGUGCAGUACCAGCUCCAGUCGGAGCACAUCUCACUGGCUCAGGUGUUCAGCAAGAUGGAACAGGUGGUGGCUGUGCUUGGCAUCGAGGACUACUCUGUCAGCCAGACCACCCUGGACAACGUGUUUGUGAACUUUGCCAAGAAGCAGAGUGACAACCUGGAGCAGCAGGAAACAGAGCCACCCUCGGCCCUGCGGUCACCCCUGGGCCGCCUGCUUAGCCUCUUCCGGCCCCGGCCUGCCCCCACAGAGUUAAGGGCACUUGUGGCUGAUGAGCCUGAGGACCUGGACACAGAAGAUGAGGGCCUCAUCAGCUUCGAGGAGGAGCGGGCCCAGCUCUCCUUCAACACGGACACACUCUGCUGACCACCAGGCGCUGGCUCAAGGACAUGCAGUGGGGACAGAAGUUAGGCGGUGGCCGAGGCCCCACCCCGUGCCCCCAGUGCCCGCCCACAAGGCCCUGGAACGGGAGGUCCAGGACCUAGGGUUUCCUGCCCCCUCCAGCCCCUCACCCGUCCUCAGCCCUGCCUGAGGCCACUGCGCUGCCCUCCCCUGAUUGUGCCAAAGGUUGGCCUGGCCCUGGGCUGCGCACACCCUCACCCUGCUCUGCCUUAAAGCCUUGGGGUCUGGCCGGCCCCUAGUCUCUGCCCCUUUCCAGCUCUGCCCGCCACCCCUAGGGCCACUGGGGUGACACAGGCCACCAGGUACUACCAGACUCUCUGCUGGCCAGGCCUGACCUUCUGAAUGGGCUUUUCUCUGAUCCUCAGUACUGAUGGGCCGGUCUGGGGCUGAGGAUGGGGACUGGGGUAGGUCCUGUCUCCAGGCCCUUAUUUAUUUUGCUUUAGGAAGAGGCUUCCUCAUCUUGCUGUCAAGCAGGGAGGCCCCCACCUGAGGGAAGCCCUGGGCGUGGGCCAGGGAGGGGCGGCCUCAAGGUGGUGGGCCGGGUGGCAGGAAUGGAGAAGCUGGACCCACUGGCCGGCAAGGGGCCAGACCCCCUCCCCACCCCCUUCCAGCUGCCAUUGCUCUCCCCAGCUUGGCCCCCUGCACACCCACCCACCCGGGAGCCGGACCUGUACAUAGCGCACAGAUGUUUGUUUUAAAUAAAUAAACAAAAA
This is a messenger RNA of Callorhinus ursinus (northern fur seal), 6353 nucleotides long. Lineage: Eukaryota; Metazoa; Chordata; Mammalia; Carnivora; Otariidae. The record is from RefSeq and is a predicted model, not a curated record.